GAGAGAAUUCAUUUAAAAAAUGACAAAAAAUUAGAUUUUCCCGUGAAAAAAGCUGCAAAAAUAACACAAAUGGAGUUUAAUUUCAAUUCUAUAUGCCGCACCUGCAUGGGCGAAGUGCCCGAUUUGCAUUCAAUCUACGAAAAAGAGACCAUUAAGAAGCUAAAAGUUUGUUGUGAUGUACAGGUGUGGGAAAACGAUGGUUUACCUGCAAAAAUCUGCCAACUUUGUCUCACGGAGGUCGAACAAGCGUUCACAUUUCGCGAGCGCGUCAAACGUUCCGACAUCUCGUUGCGUCAAAUCCUCCGUUCGACCAAAACUGUCGUCAAAGCGGAGCCGAACGAAGUAAUGGAAGUGGAAUAUCUCGAAUUCGAGGGCGGUUUUCAGGAUGCCGACCAAUUUUCCGAUGCCGAAGAGAAAAGUUCGCCCGAGGAGUCGAAGGAAAAUGCCGUUCUCGCGAAUGUCAAGUGCGAGCUGGACGAGUAUCAGACGCAAUUCAAGUGCACCGAGUGCGGGCAGUGUUUCCGCGAUAAGCGAACUCUCGUGCGGCACGGUUACGUUCACAUGCCGAAGCAGUUCAAGUGCACGCAAUGCGAUAAAUCGUACAAUCGUCCGGAUAAAUUGACGGCUCACAUGCGAACGCACACAAAUUACGAGUGUUCGGCGGAGGAAGAAGCCCGAAAAACGGUUCCUGGUGCGCCCUACGAGUGCGAAAAGUGCGGCGAAACGUUCAAAGCGAAACGCUCGUUGCGAACGCACUUUUACGACAGCAAAUGCGCGAUGCAGUUCGAAUGUCAAACCUGUCACAAAGUCUUUGCGAACCGCAAAAAUUACUUCCGGCACCGCGCGACGCACGAAACGCCCGAAUUCGCUUGCAAUUUAUGCGACAACAAGUUCAUGCGAUCGUACGAACUGAAGCGGCAUCUCAAGGAACACGGCGUCAACGUAAAAUCCGAAGAAACCGAGAGCGAAGCAGACUCCAGCGACGAAGAUUGGAACAAGGAAGGAUCGGGCCGGGGACGUCCUUCAGCGCGUUAUCAAUGCGAAUCGUGCAAAGUGAAUUUCGCUUCGGAGAAAUAUUAUCGCCUGCAUUUGGACAACAACAAGUGCGGAAAUGAGCCGUACACGUGUCAAGUUUGUCACACCGUUUUUUCCGGCAAGAAGGCGCUGCGACGACACUCGUACACGCAUACCGCCGAGAGGUACGAUUGCGAUUUGUGCGAUCGGGAUUUCGUUAGACCCGAUUUGCUCGUUUAUCACAAGAAACGGGAUCAUAAUGUCGUGACAGAUGCGGCGCAAUUGGCGCACGAUACGACACUGGAUCCGAACGAGUUUGGCGUUUAUCAGUGCCAAGUGUGCUCGGCAGUACUAAAAGACAGGCGGAACUUGAAGCGGCAUUAUCAGAUGCAUUCGGACAUUAAAUUCAAGUGCACGCUUUGUAAUAAGGAAUACAACCGUCGCUACGAAAUGAACAAACACAUGAGACAAAUGCACGGACAAGAAGGUCCCGCACCGAAAAUCAUCAAAAAAGAGAAGGAACCGAAACAGGAAAUCUACAAAUGCGAACAUCCGGGAUGUAAUAAGGAGUUUACGAAGCGUUACAAGUACAAGGAACACUUGGCAGUCCAUUCGGAUGUUCGUCCCUUCCUCUGUGGGCAAUGCGGACAAGCUUUCAAGAACAAACAAACGUUCCUCAAUCACGAAAUCCGGCAUGGAGACGUCAAACCGUUCAAAUGUGAGGAAUGCUCGAAAGGAUAUUACACGAAAAAAGACUUGGCGGUCCAUUUAAGAAGUCACACAGGCGAAAAACCGUACGUUUGCACGGAAUGUGGCGCCAGCUACACAAGAAGUGAUUCUUUAGCUAAUCAUUGGAAGAAACAUACAGGAGAACGCCCCCACGCUUGUGAAUUUUGUCCCAAGCGGUUCAUAAAAGGAGAGAAACUUAAGAUUCAUCGUCGGAUUCACACAGGAGAACGUCCCUAUGCAUGCUGGAUCUGUGAUCAACGGUUCACCCAAAAGUACGACAUGGUCAAACAUGCGCGUCGUCAUCAAGAAUAUCAUGCACCGCCUAACACGACAGUCGUUUUGAAUUAAAAAUAAAAAAAAGUUCGCAUUGGAGAUAAGUUUUUGAAUGGAUAGCAGCUUAAGUCAACUGUAAAAAUUUAAGAAGAAGAAAUCUUAGCAAUUGUAGUGGUUUUAAAUUCAUCAAAUUUCAACUUUAUUCACCCCCUUAACACUAAAAAUAUUUAGAAAUAUCGACGUUUUAUAUAAAAAGUAGAGAUAUAACUGUGAAAAUAUAUCAUA
Molecule: messenger RNA, 2301 nt
Organism: Culicoides brevitarsis
Lineage: Eukaryota; Metazoa; Arthropoda; Insecta; Diptera; Ceratopogonidae
Product: zinc finger protein 260-like
Exons: 7
Coding region: 70-2091 (673 amino acids)
Biological process (GO): regulation of transcription by RNA polymerase II
Cellular component (GO): nucleus
Molecular function (GO): DNA-binding transcription factor activity, RNA polymerase II-specific; RNA polymerase II cis-regulatory region sequence-specific DNA binding; zinc ion binding
Source: RefSeq, a predicted model, not a curated record